This is a messenger RNA of Acinonyx jubatus (cheetah), 1765 nucleotides long. It is a transcript of the gene THY1, whose product is annotated as Thy-1 cell surface antigen. The transcript has 4 exons. The record is from RefSeq and is a predicted model, not a curated record. NCBI's taxonomy places the organism in Eukaryota, Metazoa, Chordata, Mammalia, Carnivora, Felidae. Bases 151 to 636 code for a protein of 161 amino acids.
CUGGAGGCUGCGGUGCGUCCGGGGGAGGCUGCAGCAGCAGAGGACGGGAGCCCAGGUGGGAGCAGGAGCCAGGGCGGCGCCCGGGGCGCUGGGAGAGGCCCUCCCGACCCGAGGCUUCGGGAAAAGAUCAAGGACUGAGCUCUCUGCACCAUGAACCCCACCAUCGGCAUCGCUGUUUUGCUGACAGUCUUGCAGGUAGCCCGUGGGCAGAAGGUGACCAGCCUGACAGCCUGCCUGGUGGACCAGAGCCUCCGCCUAGACUGCCGCCACGAGAACUCCACCACCUCCCCCAUCCAGUAUGAGUUCAGCAUAACCCGUGAGAAGAAGAAGCACGUGAUCUUUGGCACUAUGGGGGUGCCUGAGCACUCAUACCGCUCCCGAACCAACUUCACCAGCAAGUACAACAUCAAGGUCCUCUACUUAUCCGGCUUCACCACCAAGGACGAGGGGAUGUACACAUGUGAACUCCAGCUCUCUGGCCAGUCUACCACCAGCUCCAGCAAGAAUGUCUCUGUGCUCAGAGACAAACUGGUCAAGUGUGAGGGCAUAAGCCUGCUGGCCCAGAACACCUCGUGGCUCUUGCUGCUUCUGCUCUCCCUGCCUCUCCUCCAGGCCAUGGACUUCAUCUCCCUGUGACUGGCUGGGCAGGAAGCCACAAGGCCCAGUCCAGAGACCCUACUUCUCAGAGUUGGCUGACCCCCUACCCUCAAUCCCUCACACACCCUGGGGAGAAAUGGGGACCCUACCCCUCACAAGGAAUCCCAGUGCCGCAUGCCAUCGUCUACCCAUUCCCCAGCCCCACUGCCGCUCACACCCUCUCCGCACGCCACUGGCUGUCUUUUUUUUUUUUUUUUUUUUUUUAACUCUUUGUUCCAGAGUUGCUUCUGUCUGGUUUAUCCUUCCUUUUCUUUAGGAGUUUGUGAAAAGGGAAGCCAGGGUUGGGAAUGUGAUGGAGAGUGAGGGCAUGGGAGGGGUAGAAGGAUGGAGGGAUGCCAGUCCCUGGGAGGGGGGGGGGGGGGAUCAUCCUUGCCCACCAGGACCAGAGGCCCAGGAGAGACCUGGAUGAGGAGGAGGAUGGGAUGCAUCUGGGCCUAGCACAUCCCCCAGCAGGCAGGGAUGGUGCCUGAAGAGCCCGGAUGUGAGGGCACCACCAAGCAUCUGGGGCCCCUCACAAGAGGAGAGAAGGAACAUCUCCAGGAGCAGCCUCUGCCACAGCAAGAAGCCGUCCACAUACGGGAAGCAGUUCCACAUAGGGAACUGCCGAGGUUCCCUAGGGGCCUCAGGCCUGGCGCGGCCCCGUGAAAAAGCAGAUUCUGCCUGGGAGCAAUCUACUGGCGGGUUGGAGAGGGGGUACAAGCCUCCUCCCAGCCUGGCCCAAGCUCCUAAGAGGUUCCAGAACUCUGGCCCGCAGGCAGUAAGUCAGGCCAGGUAGAGUCCCAGAGCAGAGCAGACUUUGGCCCGCGUUUGGGGGGCUCUUCCUUCCCUCCCCCGACAGCGCCAGCCCCUUCUGGCCGGUGGCCAAGCCUUGAGAUGGCCCUCUGCCCCACAGGCCUGUCCUCUCGGGGACCUGGGGGGCAAGGGCGUCUGAGGCAGCCCAUGGAGUGAGACCCGUGAGCGGGACAUGCCUCGAGAGAUGGCUUUUCCCAACACCCAGCUCCCCAGCCGGCAGCUGUGCCCCGUCCUGUGAUUGUGUGUAGUGCCACCACAGCUUAUGGUAUCUCAUUGAGGAAAAAGAAAAGUGUACAAUAAAACCAAGCCUCUGGAA